UUUGGAGUCCACGUUUCUUUAUAGAUCUUUGUUUCGUCAAGUACUAAUCUGUCACUUAGAUUUAGUUUCUCUUGAUUCUUAUUUAGGACUGUCGUGAAAUUAGGUCAAAGGAUCUGAGUCCUGGAUCCACCCAAUAAAUAUUUUCCUAAAUUUUUUGUGCUUUCGACUUUUGGAUCCACAUUGUGGCUGUCAAAUUUUAAGCUUUUAAGCCCAUUUUCAUUUUUUUGUGAAGAUAUAUAGAUAUUUGUGAACUCACGGUUUCACAUAUCGAAGCCAAGUCAAAAAGGAUUUGAGGCUGAUUUCGGCUGCCGUGUAUUGCAUUGUGGGUUUGAAGGAUUUGCUCUACUUGUCCUAGGGUUUAGCCUAGGGUUUUAGCUUCAGAUUUAGUCCAGGGUUUAGUAACCAGCUCAAAUGGACCUUUUUGGAUCUGGCCGCAAGAGGCCCAGGGGUGAGACUUAUUUGCAGGAGAAUGGAGGUGCCUAUGCUGACGGCAACAGAUUCAAGCCCUUCGGUUCAACCCCAGAAAAGGAGUCAUUGCCAACAACUUUAGGAAGCAAAACAAAGGCAGCAUGCACCAAGUUUUUCAGUACAUCUGGAUGCCCUUAUGGUGAAAGCUGCCAUUUUCUGCAUUAUGUUCCUGGUGGGGUGAAUGCUGUUACUCAAAUGGCAAAUUUGGGAAGUGGAUUGGGUGCAGCUUCAAAGAAAACAUCAGGAGUAUUGCCUUCAGACCAGACAUUUCCUCCAGCAAGCUUCAAGACACGGCUAUGUAGUAAAUUUGGUACUGCAGAAGGAUGUCGGUUUGGAGAAAAAUGCCAUUUUGCACAUGGGGAAAGGGAACUUAGCAAAGGAAAUUCAGCUGCACAUGAUUUGAAAAAUGAGCGGACUCCAGGACCUUUUGGUGGCAGGCUUCUUUCCACUGGCUUUGAUGGGAAGAUUGGAGGCCGUGCUGGCUAUCGUGAGGUUACUCCACCAGCUGCAGCCACAUUUGGUCUUUCUUCCACGGCAAAGAUAAGUGUUGAUGCUUCCCUUGCUGGUGCUAUAAUUGGGAAAGGUGGUGUAAAUUCAAAACAGAUUUGUCGUUUAACUGGAGUAAAGUUAGCCAUAAGAGAUCAUGAAUCUAAUGACAGUCUAAAGAACAUUGAACUGGAAGGUGCUUUUGAGCAGAUACAGCAAGCCAGUACCAUGGUUCGUGAGCUGAUCAUACAUACAAGCAGUGCGCUGCCCCCAAAGCAAUCUUCAUUUCCUACAAACAAUUUUAAAACCAAGCUCUGUGAAAACUAUGCACAAGGCACCUGCACAUUUGGAGAUCGUUGUCACUUUGCACAUGGCAAUGGCGAAUUACGAGACAAUUCAAAAUCUGCAUGAUUAGCUUAAUAAUUUUCUGUCCAUUUUGUCUCGUUAGUUUAACAUGAGUUUUGAGUGAGCGGUUGUAGUUUUACAUUAGUGAGGAAUAGUUAUUAGUAUUACCGCAUACUAACUUGGAUGCUCUUUGUUUGCGUGAACUUGCUUAUGGCUACUGGAGGAGGAUACUCACAAAUUACUAAUUUAUUUUCAACUCAAAAUUUCAAUUUAUUCACUAAGAAUUGUGUAACUGAGACUUAUUUUGUAGAGACAUCUGCUUAUUAAGAACAGAUUUCUUAUCUA
This is a messenger RNA of Cryptomeria japonica (Japanese cedar), 1644 nucleotides long. RefSeq names its product zinc finger CCCH domain-containing protein 14. The record is from RefSeq and is a predicted model, not a curated record. Gene Ontology annotation, molecular function: metal ion binding; mRNA binding. The transcript is spliced from 3 exons. NCBI's taxonomy places the organism in Eukaryota, Viridiplantae, Streptophyta, Pinopsida, Cupressales, Cupressaceae. The coding region runs from base 412 to 1365 and encodes 317 amino acids.